UACGGCUCAUACCAGGCAUUGAGAGAUGUCAGCCCGUCAAGUUAGGGUAGGAAAAGACAUGCAUUUAUGUGUGGAUAUAUUGUCUUCGUCACCUGUGGUUUCCACUACAUGCUCAACAGGAUGGGACAAGCUGUCAGCUUUUUUUCUCCAAAUGACAGGAUUUGCAUUAAUAUAUUUUGAAUUUCUUUUUUCCCUUCACAAUCAUCAUUCUUUAGAAUUUUUCUCCUCAACAAAGAACGGUGUACCCAGUGGCCUUGAGUCAUAAAAGGGAGAGGGUGAAGGAUCAGUGAGUGGAUGCAAAUUGACAUGUUUAGUGGCUCAUACUAUUAUCUGCACUUUGUAUAGGCACUUCAGUUGAAGUCUCAAGCACUUGUUCCCCUAGCAGAGACUGGUGAGUGACUUUUGGAUAAAAACAGGCUAGAGAAUAAAGACUGAAGGAGUCUUCUACUCAUCUAUCCUACACUGUCAAGGACCACCCAGAUGGCGCCUCAAAAAAAAGAAAGAGUUACACUAGGGGCGUAAAGGGUUAAUAUGCACCAAGCAAUCUAAAUACUGGCAGUAGGAUAUGUAUGGCUUUUCAAUUGGACGUGUACCAUUAAAAAAACAGUUGCCAAGUGGUUUUCUGUUCAGCUAGAUGAAUCUAUUGCCCAUAAGGGACUAUUUUGCUUUUGGUUGGAAUGAGUUGUGUGUCAGAAAAUAAAUGGGUCUUUGUAAGCCCAGCUAACUGGGUCGUAUUUAGUCCAGCUCAGACCUAAUGGUUAAUGAUAACUUUAUAGUGACUAGGUAUACAAUAUGUAUAUUAGGAGAAUUUGAUCCAGUGAAUUUUUUUAUUUUUUAUGUUUUUAUUUCACUCUCUUGGUAUACUCCCAGGUAUGCAGAUUAAGGAUUUGAUGUAUAGUAAAGUCUAUGGUAAAGCAAAUGGAAGCCUGCCAUCUUUAUGAUCCAUGAGAGUCAAGAUGAGUCAAAGUAAUAUUCACUUCAGGAUGCAUGCCAUGAUCUCAGAGGAAUGGAGGGGAAAAACAAUUUGCUGAAAGAAUUACUUACGGCUUAGCUAGCACAUUGCGUCACCAGCCAAGGACAUCCUGGCACAUUGCCAUUUGUUUACCCUUAAUGCGGCACUUCUUGACACCCUGGUCAUCGCUCUGUGCACUGUACAUAGACUGGUAUGUGAUAAUAAGUCAAAAAUGUGGCCCCGGGGAUGGGGUCAUCACGUCUCACCUGUGUCUUUGAUUACAAAAUGUCAGAUGUCACAGCGCCUGCAGUGGUGCAUGCUCUUUUGCCCUCUUAUUUGUACCUCGUUGUAAAAACUUGUGAUGCGUGCAGCUUUGUCUGCAGUUAAGCUCGAGACACAUAAGGCUUCAGUUGCAGACAGAAAAUUGGUCAGAAAUCAAGUUUAGGAGGAUGGAGUUGUGGUGCACUCAUCUCUGCAUUACCAAGCCAAGCUUUGCUAGGAUGUUACAGAAAAUGGCCUCUGAUGUAGGCUCGGAUCUCUUCAACAACACUAGACAUACAAGAGAUAAUAACGUGAGUGGUAGCAGUAGUAAGUCCAGUACCCCAGUGACAGUAAGCAGUCAAGCCAACACUCCAGCUCCCAAGGAGCCUCCACUGACUGUCCUCAACCCCGCCAGGCCACCAGAGGAACGAGAGAGGGAAAGUGAGAAGGAGAACAAAGGCAUUAAUCACACACACCUACCCAACAGUCACUGCAGUAGCAGCAGCAGCAGCAGUAUCAGCAGCUGUAACAGCAGCAGUAACAGUAGCAUACCAAGCCACAGUAGAGGAAAUUCUUGGGGAAGUCCAAGUGCCAACUCAUUUCACAGUGUGUCACGUCAUUUGACACCAACACCCAAUCUAUCUCUGCCAAGUCGUCAUACACCUACAUUUCGCCAUACACCACCAUCGCUUCAUCCCCAUCACCAGUCACCGCAUAGUGUCACCCCAAUGUUUGCACCACCCAUCCCACCACCACCGCCGCUAACGUCCACGUCCCUUGGGCUGCCAUCAAAUUUGCCAUCCACUCCAUUUGGUGCAGACUCCAUAUCUUCGUUCCAUUCAAGCCAAGAGCUGCUUCAGCGCGAGUUAAACAAUCGUUUCCUCCAAUCUACUCAAGACCGCCUGGGUGCGCUGGGUCCCCCGCCAUAUUUGAGAGCUGAUAUCCAUCAGCACCAGCAUCAACACAUGCAUCAGCACCAGCAUACGCAUCAGCACAAUUAUGGGCCUUUUGCUCAUCAUUAUAGCAAUUCUCUCAUACCAGCCCCUACACCACAUGUGAAAUCUGGGUUUCUGCGUCCCCCUCAUGUUGGAGCUGGUGAAGACCCUCAAAAGUUUGACAAGUUUCUUCCCAAAUUUGGAGAUUCUCCAUUUUACAGACACAAUCUCCCUGGUCUACCCCCAGGAUACCCAGGGGUGUCCCCAGUCCUCCAUCCAGCAGCCCCUGGGGGGUUACCGGGAACAGCAGGAAUACAUGGGGCUUUCCAGCCAAGGAAUCUGCCCUCCAAUGUGAACCAUGCCCAGUUAUUGAUGUCCUUGAGGGAAAGAGGAGAAAGGAAUGCAGUUGAACAAACCCCUCAAAUCCCAGCUCAGAAAAAACCUGGCAAGUGGUGUGCAGUACAUGUGCGCAUAGCCUGGGAAAUCUACCAUCACCAACAGAAACAAGCAACAGAAGCACAGAAGAAUCCUGAUGCCAAACUGGCCCCAGAACCCUUACGUCCACCCACAAUUCCUGGCAGCUCUCUCCACCGCCCCCCUGAUCUCCAAGCGUCUGCGGCUCUGCUGGCAGGGCCCGCGAAGCCUGCCUCUCACAGUCGAAGUCCCUUUGAAAGCAGUCCUCACAGCGCAAAUUUCCUCUCAGCCAGCCACCUGGGCGUGUCACCUUUUGCUAGGCCAAGUCCAUAUGCAGGGCUUGGUCUGACAGGUUUGCCCAAUGGAAUGAUGAGAGAGCACCCUUCUCUGCCCAAUUUAACAUCCCCACAUGAAUGGAGUCGUCUCCACAGGACCCCACCAUCAUUCCCCACACCUCCCUCGUGGCCCAAGUCUGAACUAGAGAAGGAGAAGGAAAGGGAACUAUUAUUGGCAAAGGAGAAAGAUGAGAGGCAGAGCCUUCUGGAUAGAGAAAGACAUUAUGAGCGUGACAAGGAAAGAGAAAGAGAAUUUGAAAGAGAAAGAGACCGACUGGCUGGCAGACAUUCACCUGACAGGCGCAGAAGUAGUGUAGAUUUUGACAGAAGUCGUGACAGAGAAAGAACAGAAAGAUUUGAAGAUCGCAGGCGAUCACGCUCAAGAUCUCCACUUAGAAAUGGGCGAGAUGAUCUCCGUAGGGACUAUAUGACCAAGUCGGACAGUGCCUUUAACAAUUUACAUGAGAAAACUGACCUAAAAAUCAAAGAGGAGAGAAGGGAGGAUGAUGUUAUGAUUUUAGGAAAUUCUGAUAAAAGGAGUGACUUAAUGCAUCCUCCAGGCAUGCCUCCUCAUUCUUUCUCUGGACCUAGCUUGUUAGAUCCCAGGAGAUUAAUGGGGACUCCUUAUAGCUUACAUGGGGAACGGCCACCUCCACCACAUGGUCUGUGGAAUCCACUGAACUUUGCAGAGAGACUGCCUGAUAGAAGUGUGAUUGACUUUAACAGACACACACUGGAAAUAAGGGAGGAAUUGGCCAGGGAGAGAGAAAGAGAACUCAUGAAAAGGUUUCAGAAUCCUCUGGGUAGUUUGAUGGAGCACGAACGGCUCCGUGAACAAGCACGGCAGGAAAUGAUGAUGAGGGAACAUGCUGCACGUGAGAUGGAAGCAGCACGUGUUAGGGACAUGCAGAUGCUGUAUGAGCGAGAAUUCAGUGAACGUUCAAAAAUCCCUCCACUCAGACCAGACUCUUAUUUUACUCCCAGUGCGUCAGGGAGUAUUCAUUUUACAAGACCAGCGAGUCCUCUAGUCAAUCACAGUAGUACUACCAAGACUAACUCUCCAUCCAGUUCAGUGGGUGCUCCUCCACCCCUCAUUCCAUCUGGAACUGCCUCUCAUAACUCUCGGAGUCACACAAACUCGCCUGCAACAAAACCAAAAACAAGUAGUCCCUUAGCUGUUCCAGGAAAGGAGAGACGAGAGUCGAGAGAAACAAAUGGAAAUUCAACAGAAGUGGAUGCUCAGUCCAGAUGAAUCUGUACUGGAUACAGUAUCUGUAAAUGAAGCAGCAGAGCAUGCUAUAAUAUUGCUGCCUAAAAAAUGUGCAAAUUAUUGAAAAUUUAAUAUCAUGUAAAAAUUAUUUCUACUGUUUUGUAUGUUGUAGAUUUUUCCUAUGGUUGUACAUUAAUAAAGAUAAUUAUAAUGUGUCUGUGAAAAUGUAAUAUCAUAACUAUUAUAUUGUAUGUGGCCCAUAAUGUACAAAGUACAUUUUUUUGCAUCUUGGAAUACUUUUGCACAGAAAAGUAAAUUAUGUUAGAAGCCCGAACAUUGUCAAAUAUGACAAUUAAAUAUGAUUUACACUGCCAUGUCAAACAGCAUGAAUAGAGGAAGGUCUCUAAAUGUGACUGUCAGAAUAAGUUCUGCAUUCCAUGUGAUUAUAUAAUUAAUAGCAGCAACAGCUACCUGCAAAGAACUACUCGUCUCAAAGACGCCCAAACUCAAAGAUGAGAUGUAUGGUAGCAUCAAUUGUUUGUGCUUUUGCACUAAAACUCUACCAAAUUUAUCACUAAAUAGACUGAAGUAGAGAAUUAUUUACUGGUUGAUGACCAGACUAAUAAUGAAUGAAAGAUCAGAAAUAAAUUCAGGGUGCAGAUUAUGUAGCAUUUGGCAGAGUUGAAGUAAUUGUCUUAGUUGUUAAGUAUUAACAAGCAAGAGAGUGAAGAAGCCUUCAUAAAUCUAUUCAAUGAUUAGAUGCCCAUUUAUAAUAUUAUUUGUUAAUAUGGCUAUUUCAAGCCUAUUUAUACAGCAAUCCUUUACAUUAGGUACAUACCAGCAAGAUAAUUAUUUCAGGCUUUUUAUGCAUUAAUAUGUAUUUUAUAAGUCUUGCCUUGUCCUUUCGUGAAAGUUUCUAUCCUGUAAAGAAAUCAUGUUCUACAUUUUACUGUGAAGAUAAUAAAUAGCCUACAGCAAUGGUGGUGAAGUAUCAGUGGUUUCAAAUGGGUGUCCCCUUUGUGUGCGAUAAGUUAUAGUGAGCUUUAUAUCCAGUUCAAAAUUUUCCUUUGAAAUACAUUUUUUAAUGGUUUAUAAAGAUGUUAUGGCAAAUAUACAUGUAUUUGUUCAGACAGUACUGUGUAAAAAGUAGAAAAGCUGAUGUUAAGUGUACAGGUGCGAAAAAUAAAUUUAUUGAACUAUA
This is a messenger RNA of Lingula anatina, 5308 nucleotides long. RefSeq names its product fibrosin-1-like protein. Lineage: Eukaryota; Metazoa; Brachiopoda; Lingulata; Lingulida; Lingulidae. The record is from RefSeq and is a predicted model, not a curated record.